AUCAAGUCAAUAUUACUAACAAACUUGCUAAUUUUCUUUUAGGUUUAGACGACUAAUAAUGCUAACAAAACACCAUAAUGGGCAACAUAAUACAUGCCAAUAGGCCAUCUCCGCCCCGCGACAAGGCGCGGCAUCACCACCUAAUAUAAUAUUAAAGGUAGGGAUUCAACUUAUAUCAUAAAAGUUUAUUUUUAGUGGAAGCACUCUUACUAUAAAAUUUCUCCUAAUUGUAAGCUUUUUUUUUUUUCUCAAAAAUACCUGGCUAGUUGAGUGAUUAGUGAUUUCUGAUUACAAAAUAUGAAAAUACCUUCCGGCAUCUAGCUGGUUCGCGUGGUUCACGCGGUGCGCGAGAAUAAAAACGAAAAGAAAAACAUGCUGUCUCAAAUAUAGUAAAAUACUGAAGCCAUGUUUAAGGGCUGCUACGGGUGUAUAUUCAUUAAUUAGUGACGGAUCCUGAGUAAUUGCCAUAGCGGCACAAUACAUGUCUAAAUCCAGAGUAGUGGAGAUCGAGAACUGAGCAUACUCAUAAGGAUUUUUUUUUUAAUCGAUGACUUAUGGGGAGAUUUGCUUGUUGAAUCUUUGAAAAAUGUGAGUUUUUAUUAAAUCCUAGAUCUUGAGAAUGAAGAUGAGACUCGAGAGAUAGAAGAUGGACGAGACGUUUUGAUGAAUGAUGUGGUUUGUAAAAAGCCUACCCGACAAUAAAAACUCGGAGAAGACUGUUUGACGAUGCAUGCAAAAACUUGUAACAACUGAAGAGUGGAGUAUGUGGGGGCAGGUCCUUAUGUCGUAUUCUGGAUAAGCAUGUGGCAAGAUUCUGGUGGGGGGACUCGGAGGGACACCCUCGAAUUCGAUGGGUGUCCUGGCGGAAUAUGUGCAAAAGUAAACAUGACGGCGGGAUGGGAUUUCGACGGUUUGAACAAUUUAAUCAAGCGCUCCUUGCCAAGAUUGGGUGGCGCAUCCUCACGGAGCCUGACUCCCUUCUCGCUCAAGUUUAUAGAGGCAAGUAUUUCCCAAAUGGGACAUUCUUGCAAGCAACGGCCCGUUCUCGACCCUCUUGGGGUUGGCAGAGUGUUCUGUUUGGCCGUCAGUUACUGGAGAGGGGGUUAAGGUGGCAGAUUGGAAAUGGAAAAUCUGCUUCGCUGCUGCACUCCAACUGGAUCCCGCAACUCCAACUGGAUCCCCCGGUUGUUAAUCCUGUGAUCAUCCCGGACGGGGGUGACCCACCUGUAGCGGUGGUUAUUUGCGAAGGGGAGGGGCGAUGGGAUGAGCAAAAACUUAGCCAAUGGUUUGAUCCCCCCUCUUGUAGGGCCAUUAAAUCGAUCCCUCUUCCUCGAGAGAAUUUGGAGGAUAAGCUAAUUUGGAAUGCUACGGCGGAUGGGUUGUUCUCGGUUAAGUCUGCUUAUCACUUAGCUGUUGAUUUAGAUAAGAGGGGAGGGGGAUGGAAGGCCACCGUUAGCUGGAUGGAUAGAGCAAGUUGGAUCAGGGUGUGGAAUGCGAAUAUCCCCCCAAAGCUAAAAGUCUUUGUCUGGCAGAUUCUAAAUCGAGUCUUGCCAACUACUGAGGCCCUGAUUGGUAAGCGUGUGCCUGUGCUACCUAGGUGUCCGGUUUGCUGGGAUAAUUUGGAAACAAUGGAGCAUUUGUUCCUUGAAUGCCCUGUGGCGCGAACACUGUGGGAGUACUCAGGCCUGGAUUAUGUAGGGGAGGGGUUGGCGAGGCACACUUUUCCUUUGUUUCUUAAAAGGUUGCUGGCUUUGAUUUCCCAACCCCAGCUGUUCAUGGCAGUGGUUGGUAUUUUGUGGCGCAUUUGGCGCUCCCGGAACUGGGUGGUCUUUGAGGGCAAACAGUUUGGGAUCGAGGCCUUAAUGCGCCAGUUCCAUCAGCAAUAUGAGGAAUGGGUGCGAUUGCCUGUGGAUAAAGGUCGCACGCUGUUGGCCCCGGUGGAGGAAGGAAUAGGGAUGGACGGGAUAGGGGGGGAGGUCAUCUGUCAGUGGGAUGGGGGGAUCCGGCCAGGGUCGCAUGCGGCUGGUGGAAUUGUCCUGUUAUCCCCUGAUAGAAUGGUCUUGCUAGUCAAAGGCGUCCAGUUCCCUUUUUUAGGAGAUCCGAAGACAGUGGAGUUGCUGGUCCUUCGGGAGGCGAUUCUGUGGUGUCUGGAGAAUAGGUUCACUAAUGUGCGUUUUGAAGGGGAUGCAAAGGUGAUCAUUGACAAGAUUAAUCAAGGAAAUGCCAGAGAUAAUCGGGUGGGGGCUGUUUUGGAAGAGGUUUUGCAGUAUUUGCGCUUUCACCCGGGGUUGAGGGUUCGUUUCGUAGGUCGGAGUAGUAAUAGGGUAGCCCAUAUGGUGGCUAGGAAAGCCCUCUCUUUGUACCCGAUCGCGGAUCGUGGCUUUAAUUAUCAGGCCUGGCUGCUGUCCAGGAUGUAACUAUCUUUUUUGAUAUUAAUGAAAAUUAUCUUUUGUC
Molecule: messenger RNA, 2454 nt
Organism: Linum trigynum
Lineage: Eukaryota; Viridiplantae; Streptophyta; Magnoliopsida; Malpighiales; Linaceae
Source: the annotation of a GenBank genome assembly